AUAAUCAUAGUGAAUGUUCAAAAUCACCAUUAUGGAAUGAUUAUAUAUUCAAUGAUGAUAGUGAUAAUAACGUAUAUAAUAUAAAGUAUAAUUAUCCAUGGCAAAAUACUGUAGCAGCACAAUUUAGACAAAAAGAUCAAAAACAAUCGAAUUUAGUUUCUAAUGGUUGUUGGUACCCAAAAACUUUUAAAAAGGCUGUGAUCAUAAUUAUUGAUGCGCUUAGAUUUGAUUUUGCAAUUCCUUAUCUAAAUAAACAAUUUCAAAAUCCUGUAAACCAUUAUUAUUUAAAUAAACUUCCCAUAUUUAAUCAACUUCUUACAACUCAACCAUCAAAUUCUUUAUUAUUUCAAUAUGUUGCCGAUCCACCUACAACCACUUUACAACGUCUAAAAGCUCUUACAACUGGAACCUUACCAACUUUUAUUGAUGCUGGUAGUAAUUUUGCUGGUUAUGCUAUCGAUGAAGACAAUUUAAUUUAUCAAUUUAGAAAUCUAGGUAUGAAAAUUGCCUUUAUGGGUGACGAUACUUGGAUUUCUCUAUUUCCUGAUCAAUUCGAUCAAAACAUGACUCAUCCUUUUCCCUCUUUCAAUGUUUGGGAUCUACAUACUGUUGAUAAUGGAAUUUUAAAUUUAUUGGGUCCAACAUUGAAACGGGGAAGUGUUCAUGAUUCUUCUCAAUGGGAUGUAUUAAUUGCUCAUUUCUUGGGCGUUGAUCAUUGUGGACAUCGUUAUGGACCUGAUCAUCCGGCUAUGGCUGAAAAAUUAGGUCAAAUGGAUGACAUGAUACGAAAUGUUAUUAGGGAUAUUGAUAAUAAUACUGUUGUGCUUGUUUUGGGUGAUCACGGUAUGGAUUCUAAAGGUGAUCAUGGUGGUGAUAGUGAUGAUGAGGUUGAAUCUACACUUUUCAUGUAUAGUAAGAAACGUUUAACACAUGACGCGACAAAUGUUCUUUCCAGGAUUUAUCAAAAAUUAGAUGCGAUCGAAUCUCAUGGUUCAAAGUCGUUUACCAAAAGGUUUGGAACUUGGAGAUCUAUUCCUCAAAUUGAUCUUGUUCCAACUUUGGCUCUCCUUCUGGGAACUCCAAUACCAUUCAACAAUUUGGGUAUGAUAAUCCCUGAAGUGUUUCUUUUUAAUUCUGAAGAUUCCGAUCUAAAUAUAAACGAUCAAUUAAUGAAUCUCUUGGAUGUUACGCGUCUUAAUGCCGAACAGGUAUAUCGAUAUACCAUAGAGUAUUCGCUUCAACAACCAUCUACUGAAUUAUCAAAUGAUGCUAUUCAUGUUCUUCGAAAUAUGUUUGAAAAUGCUGAAGCAAAAUAUAAUUUAUUGAAGAAUUCUCCUGAUUCAUCACUAAAUGAUGAUUUGGAAGAUGCAAUCGUACUUUACAUGAAUUUUCUAAAAAAUACUUUGUUUAUAUGUCGACGAUUGUGGGCUCAAUUCGAUUUAUAUCUGAUAAUAACAGGAAUUAGUAUCUUAACUUUAACUACACGAAUUGCUUCAUAUUCCACUAUAUGCAGAGAAGAACAAAUGCCUUAUUGUACUUCAACGUUUUAUAUUUCUCAAACAUCAACCGUAUCAUCUCCAUUUACUUUGACAAUAUUGAUAGCAAUGACAGUAUUUAUGCCGUUCAUUAUUUGUCGUCUAUUAAAAUUAUCUGGAAGUUAUAAUGGUGUAGCACCUCUGUGGAUUGAAUUUGGGCUAAGAGGUGGAUUAAUAUUAUCUGCCGCUUAUUGGAUAAUGGAUAACUUGGAUAGUAAUUCUACUUCUUCUGUAGUUACUGGUAGAGAUGAAACGAAACUUAACACAACGAAUAUACUGUUCAACCAAGAUUUGAAAAUGAUCGAUAUUGAAACGGACGAUAUGUUAAAAGAAAACUCCAACAAAUUAGAUAAAAAUACGAAUGUGAAAUUAAAAAAUCCAGAUCGUCAAGCGUCAUCGUCAUCAAAACAAUCAGUGAACUCCCAAAAUGAUAAAAAAGCAAUUGAAAUAUUGGG
Messenger RNA from Racocetra fulgida, 1990 nucleotides. The record is from the annotation of a GenBank genome assembly. NCBI's taxonomy places the organism in Eukaryota, Fungi, Glomeromycota, Glomeromycetes, Diversisporales, Gigasporaceae.